CGAAACCCGAGACCCGAGACCCGAGACCCGAGACACGGGCGCGAGUGGCCACGGCCAUGGACGUGUACAGCACGGCGGCCAGCGCGCUGGACAAGCUGGUGACCCGCCGCCUGCAGCCGGACGCCGACUUCUUGGGGACCGCGCGGCGCGCCCUGGGCGCCCUGGACGCUGCCCUCCGGGAGCGCGGGAGCCGCGGGGGCGCGCAGCCCACGCCGCGGGUGCUGAAGACGGCCAAGGGCGGUUCCUAUGGUCGAGGCACAGCCCUCAGGGGUGGCUGUGAUUCAGAACUUGUCUUCUUCCUCGAUUGCUUCAAGAGCUACGAGGACCAGAGGACACAUGGUGCACAGAUCCUUCAUGAGAUGAGGCCACUGCUGGACGCCUGGUGGCAGGACCCAGUCCCCGGACUGAGCCUUCAGUUUCCAGAGCAAACCAUGACUGGGGGCCUGCAGUUCCGCCUGGCAUCCGUAGACCUUGAACACUGGAUGGAUGUCAACCUGGUGCCUGCCUUUGAUGCCCUGGGACAGCUCAGCUCUGGGGACAAACCCAAGCCCCAGGUCUACUCAUCCUUGAUCCGCAGCGGCUCCCGGGGGGGCGAGCACGCCGCCUGCUUCACAGAGCUCCGGAGGAACUUCGUCAACAGCCGCCCGGCCAAACUCAAGAACCUCAUCCUGCUGGUCAAGCACUGGUACAGUCAGGUGCACCCCCAGGAGGCCGGGAGAGGGACGCUGCUCCCAGUCUAUGCUCUGGAGCUUCUGACCAUCUUCGCCUGGGAGCAGGGCUGUGGGGAGGACGCCUUCAGCCUGGCCCAAGGCCUCCAAUCCGUCCUGGGCUUGAUCCAGCAGUAUCAGAACCUGUGUGUGUUCUGGACCGUCAACUAUGGCUUUGAGGAUCCUGAAGUCGGGACAUUCUUGCGGACACAGCUUGAGAGACCCAGGCCUAUAAUCCUGGACCCCGCCGACCCCACGUGGGAUGUGGGCAAUGGGGCUACUUGGCACUGGGAUGUGCUGGCCCGGGAGGCCAAGUCCAGCUAUGACCAACUGUGCUUCCUGCAGGCGGGGGACCCUGUGCAGCCCUGGAAGAGGCUGGCCCUUCCACACCCCAUCCAGCGAGACCCUGACCAGGGGGGCUCUGGAAACAGCAAGAGCCUCAGUGCCGUGAGUCCAAAAGCUGGAGGCAAGCAGCUCUCACGGCUCUGCUCAGAAGCAGCCAGCAUUAUCCCCUCGGUGCCUGACCAGGGACCCUCUGAGUGCAGCAAGAGCCUCGAGCCUGGGUGUCCAGGGGCGAGGAGCAAGCAGCACUCAUGCUCACCUACCAGGCCUGUGGCCACAGCCAACAUCACCCCAUCUGUCCCACGGAUUGCCUCGGAUCUGUCUCAGGUCCCCACCAAAGAGCUGGACCGCUUCAUCCAGAACCACCUGAAGCCGAGUCCCCAGUUCCAGGAGCAGGUGAAGGCCAUCGACAGUGUCGUGCGCUGCCUCAGAGAGAGCUGUGUGCACAAGCCCUCGAGGGUUAGCAAGGGGGGCUCGUUUGGCCGCGGCACGGACCUUAGGGGCAGCUGUGACUUGGAAAUCGUUGUCUUCUUCAGCUGCCUCACAGACUUCCAGGACCAGGAGCCUCGUGCAGACAUCCUCCGUGAUGUGCAGGCCCAGCUGGAAUCCUGGGGGCGGGACCCAGUCCCUGGUCUGAGCCUGAGGUUUCCUGAGCAGAACGGGCACCAGGCUUUGCAAUUCCAGCUGCUGUCCACAGAACCAGAAAGCAGGAUGGAUGUCAGCCUGGUGCCAGCCUUUGAUGCCAUGGGUGAGGGGCACCAUGCCUGUGCCUUUGGGUGUAUUGGCACCACAGGGGACCAGGAAGCAUUAAACAAGGUCUCUCCCAUCCUCCUCAGGGUCCUAAUUCUCCUGUGA
This is a messenger RNA of Castor canadensis (American beaver), 1904 nucleotides long. NCBI's taxonomy places the organism in Eukaryota, Metazoa, Chordata, Mammalia, Rodentia, Castoridae. The record is from RefSeq and is a predicted model, not a curated record.